This is a messenger RNA of Diaporthe batatas, 1428 nucleotides long. RefSeq lists its product as uncharacterized. Lineage: Eukaryota; Fungi; Ascomycota; Sordariomycetes; Diaporthales; Diaporthaceae. The record is from RefSeq and is a predicted model, not a curated record. The transcript has 2 exons. The coding region runs from base 149 to 1255 and encodes 368 amino acids.
GAACUUGUAAAUAAAAGCCGGCUGCAUGGCCUGUUUUUGAUGGAGUGGUCCAGCCCAAGGCACCAACACAUCCAUCUCUGCUGCGAUCCGUCUCACAGACCAUCACCUAGUAUCUUUGCUGCUGCUGUUCGCAAACCAAGCUCUGAAAAUGUAUCCUACUUCAAUGCUGCACUAUCUUGUCGCUUUGGCAGGAGUCUCAACUGCUCUUCCGGCCACUCCUCGAUCCUACAAUGUCCCUGCCGGCGAUGGCUUUCCCAACCCGAGCCCCGAACAGCUCACGGCCAUCCAGCAAAAGGCAGGUGGCCAGCUAUCCAACGCUCCUCCGCCGCCAAAGCUUGCCCCAGGCAGUUUGACCGCCUUCCAGCUCAUUGCCUUCAACGAGAACUUUGAGGCAGCUUUCUUCUCUUCUCUCGCCGAGAACAUAACCAACGACGUCGCCGGAUUCGAGGUGGGCGACAGCAACAAGAAAGACGAGCUGCUCUCAAUCUUGGAGACCGUCAAAGCUCAAGAAGAGCUGCAUGCCAUCAACGCCCACAACGUCCUGACCAAGUUCGGCACAUUCGCCCCUCCGCCGUGCUCAUACAAAUUUCCCACGUCUGAUCUCAACUCCGCCAUCACCCUCGCUGAAACCUUCACAGCCUUGGUGCUCGGCACACUUCAGGAUGCCUCGCAGCUGCUGGCCACCAACGGCGACGCCGGCCCCGUUCGCGGAGUUGCGUCGGUGAUAGGCCAAGAGGGCGAGCAGAACGGCUGGUACAGGACAUUUCUGGGCCUCAAGCCGAGCGAGAAGCCCUUCCUCACCACAUCCGUUGCUGCGUUCGCCUUCAGCGCUCUACAGGGCUUUGUGGACAGCUGCCCGUUCGACGUGAGCCAGAUCGAUAUCCCCAUCUUCCCGCCCUUGAGUGUUAUCAGUGGCUCCGGCGGCCUGGACGUCGAGGCAAAAGACCAGCCGCUUUCAUUUGAGGCGGACCUGGCGGGCGUGGAAGGCGCCAAGAAGUACGUGGGUGGAGGCGGCGAAGGGCUAUUUGUCACCUACCUGACGGGACAGAACUUGCCAGUCAGCCAGCCAGUGACCAACGUCUCCUGGAAUGGAGAGGCGAUUAAGUUCGAGGCACAGUUUCCCUUCGUUGCGAAUAUUAUGGAUGGUCUCUCUGUCGCCGCUUUGACGACAAGGGCGGACUUCUCUACGCCUGGGGAUGUCGUCACGGCCACGCUGGCCGCGCCCGGAUUGAUACAGGUUAAUGAUAAGCUGUAGGCAGGAUGGUGGUCAUUACAUGGCGUUCCGGGGCUGCACACUGCAUGAGAAUUUUGGUUCAUCUCUAAUACCAUAAUCGGAUAGAAGCUCCCUUGAGUUCAUGGUCAGAUAGCGUUUCUUUGUUUCUUCUCCUUCAUUGCAAAGCAUUCCAAUAUUUUAAUACCGCACGUCAA